Messenger RNA from Helobdella robusta, 2077 nucleotides. RefSeq lists its product as hypothetical. Lineage: Eukaryota; Metazoa; Annelida; Clitellata; Rhynchobdellida; Glossiphoniidae. The transcript has 14 exons. The record is from RefSeq and is a predicted model, not a curated record. The coding region runs from base 10 to 1038 and encodes 342 amino acids.
UGUGACGUCAUGGCCGAUUCUUCGCCGAGCAACUCCACAGUGGAUUCCUAUGGAUUUACGAGAUCGGCGGACGAUUACGAUUUUAAGACGUACGAGGAGUUCAUGAACAAGUAUCUGGCCGUUCUCUCACAUCGAUCUCUCAGAUGGUCGACUCUGAUGAACGAAAACAUUCCAGUCAAAACUUCAAGAAAAUUGAAAAGAUUCAUUAGGAAAGGCAUUCCAGCAGAAAAAAGGCCACUUAUGUGGAUGUACAUGAGUGGGGCGGAGGAGAGGAAGCAAUCAAAUCCACCUCUCUAUGGAAAGUUGCUACAGGAUAAACACGAUCCACAGCUCAUUGAAGCUAUCAAGAAUGACAUCCACCGAACCUUCCCAGACAACAUCUACUUCCAGGGCGGCACGGAUGACUCCACGUCGAAGCGUGCCUGCCUCUAUAACGUACUCCUGGCCAUCUCACACAACAACAAGAAAACUGGAUACUGCCAGGGCAUGAACUUCAUAACUGGUAUGCUGCUUUUGGUGGUGAAGGAUGAAGAGAAGGUCUUCUGGUUACUCGACACUUUGAUCAACGUCAUCUUGCCCGGUUAUUACACCCCAGACAUGACCGAUGUCAAGGUCGACUGCGAGGUCUUGGGCGAACUCAUCAAAAUAAAAUGUCCGGAUGUGUAUGCGCUGGCCGAGAAGUUCGGUUGUGCCUGGUCCAUUGUUGCUACCAAGUGGUUCAUUUGCUUGUUCGUGGACGUCUUGCCUGUGGAGACGGUACUUCGAAUAUGGGACAGUCUCUUCUUCGAAGGCGACAAAAUUUUGUUCCGGGUUUGCAUAACACUCAUCAAGCAGAACUCCGCGAAGAUUCUGAAGUGCCGAAACUUCAGUGAGAUGAUGGAGGUGCUGAGAGGCAUGACGUCAGAUGCCCACGUCAUCGAUUGCCAUCAGUUCAUGGAGAACAUCUUCAAGGAGCCGGGAUCGUUAUCAAGAUCACUCAUCACCAAACUAAGGGAGGACUGUAAGAGGAAUUUAACGGCGAACAACAGCAACAACUAGUCACGUGUCUCUCGUGUCGUCGCCAUCAUCAUCAUCAUCACGUGACCAUCGUCAUCAUCAUCGUGUUCCUCCUUAUCAUCAUCAACAUGUUCAUCGUCAUCAUCAUGAUGAUUUUGUUUUCGAUAUAAUCGGCGUUAUCAUAUUUUCUUUCUUCACUGCGAUCAGCAUUUCGUCAUCGUCAUAGUAUGUUUUGUUGUCCAUAUCCCUGACGUCAUCAUCAUCGUUAUACUCAUAUUCACUCUUAUUUUUAUUGAUGUUUCAACAACAUUCUUUAUUUUUUUUUUGGUUUUAUCAUUUUAAAUCGUAAUUGCUAAUCAUUAUUAUUAAACUAUCAUAACAACGAUAAUAUUAUUAUUGUUAUAAUAAUAACAUAAUAAAAAUAUUAGUACAUUUAGUUUUAUUUUAUUAUUUUCAUGAUUACUACUGGUGAACCUUUUUUAAUAUCAGAUAUAUUUUGGGAGUUAUUUUAUUUUAUUUUUCUUAUAAUCACUCUAUCUUAUUUAUAUCAUUAUUAUUACAAAUCAUUUGUGUGUGUGUGUGCGCGCGCGCGCGUUUUGGUCUGUAAACUGUAAAUAUGUAUAUAUGGAUCUACUACCAUUGCCAUUGUUUUAGAUUUGAUAUGUAUUAUUGAGUGCAUUUACAUGUAUGUAUGUAUAUAUAUAUAUAUAUAUAUAUAUAUAUAUAUAUAUAUAUAUAUAUAUAUAUAUAUAUAUGUGUGUGUGUGUGUGUGUGUGUGCGCGCGUGAGUGUGUAUUUCGAUUUAUUGUAAGUUAUUAGAGCACGCUUGUGUAUUGUCUUUCAUCAUAUCAAGUUGUAUAUUUUCAAAUUUCAUUUGUUGACGAUGAUAGUAGUUAUAAUUUAAUAAUAAUAUUUGUAAUUAUAUGUAUAUAUAUAUAUAUAUAUAUAUAUAUAUAAUUGUCGAAAUAUGGUAGUAGUUUUUUAAUUAUAUGUAGAUAUAGUUUCAAAUUUAAUCGCUAAUGUCAUUUAGCUACUUUUUUUUAUUUAGUUCGUUUAAAUUCAGAUUAAUAAAAUCUAACGAA